Messenger RNA from Oncorhynchus tshawytscha (Chinook salmon), 2415 nucleotides. RefSeq names its product DENN/MADD domain containing 6Aa (gene dennd6a). Gene Ontology annotation, cellular component: recycling endosome. The record is from RefSeq and is a predicted model, not a curated record. The coding region runs from base 98 to 1912 and encodes 604 amino acids. The transcript has 18 exons. Lineage: Eukaryota; Metazoa; Chordata; Actinopteri; Salmoniformes; Salmonidae. Gene Ontology annotation, molecular function: guanyl-nucleotide exchange factor activity.
UUUUACGUAUGGGGUACAUUGGUUAGCUUGCUAUCGAAGAAUAAAGUGACCAGUAUAAAAGUUAUCUAAAGGAAGCAAUUUCCACCGUCGGGGUUUCAUGAUGGCUUUGCAGGGCUCUGAGGAGAUAGAGGAGCAACUCGCAGAGCCUGAAGAGGUUGGAGACGAGGAUGUGAGCAUCUCUCCAGCUGAAGAAAUAACAUUAACCGUCGGGCCUGGAGGAGAGGAGGACACGGACCCGCUUCUCCUCCCGUGGGAUCGCUUCUCUGCCUGGCUACACUGUAUCUGUGUCGUCGGGUUUGAUCUAGAACUCGGCCAGGCGGUGGAGGUCAUCUACCCACACCAUUCAAAACUAUCCGAGAAGGAGAAAACAAGUAUCUGCUACUUGUCAUUCCCAGACUCCAACUCAGGUUGUCUAGGGGACACACAGUUCUGCUUCCGUUUCCGCCAGGCCUCAGGCAGGAAGUCUUCUCUGGGAUGUUUUCUGGACCAGUUUGACCGUGACGCCCCAGUCUGCCUGAAGAGGGACCAAGGCCAUUACUAUGGUUACGUCUACUUCAGACAAGUCCGGGACAAGUCACUCAAGAGGGGUUACUUUCAGAAGUCGCUGGUCCUUAUCAGCAAGCUUCCUUACGUCACGUUCUUCCACUCCCUGCUGAAGCUCGUUGCUCCAGAGUACUUUGAGAAGCAGGAGCCGUGUCUGGAGGCUGCCUGCAACGACAUCGACCGCUGGCCCACUCCUCAUCCAGGGAAAAUAUUGGUCCUCCCUAUAAUGGGUACUGUUAUGAAGGUUCGGAUCCCAACAUGUUACGACAAGCCUGGAACCUCUCAGCUGGUACAGUCCACACAGAAUGACAACCUGGUGUCCAUAGUCCUCCCCACGGUCCACGAGGUAGACUUGUUCACGUGUUUCCACCCAGUCUUCUUCCACAUUCAGAUGUUAUGGGAGCUGGUGUUGCUAGGAGAGGCUCUGGUUGUCAUGGCACCAUCUCCGGCAGAAUCUUCCGAUACUGUUCUGGCAUUGGUCAGCUGCAUCUCUCCACUGCGCUACUGCAGUGACUUCAGACCGUACUUCACCAUCCACGACAACGAGUUUAAAGAGUAUACCACCAGAACACAGGCUCCGCCAUCUGUGAUUCUUGGCGUGACCAAUCCGUUCUUUGCGAAGACCCUCCAACACUGGCCUCACAUCAUCCGUAUUGGAGACAUGAAGCAGGCUGGAGAGACUGUCAAGCAGAUGAAGGUCAAGAAGCUGAAGAACCUGAAGACCCUGGACUCUAAACCAGGUGUCUACAGCGCGUACAAGCCCUUCCUCAACAAAGAUGAGGAUAUCAUUAAACAACUUCAGAAGGGUGUCCAACAGAAACGUCCCUCGGCGGCACAGAAUGCCAUCCUACGACGGUACUUCCUGGAGCUGACGCAGAGCUUCAUCAUUCCACUGGAGCGCUAUGUGGCCAGUCUGAUGCCUCUACAGAAGAACAUCUCUCCUUGGAAGAGUCCUCCACAGCUGAGACCCUUCCUCCAGGAGGACUUUAUGAAGACUCUGGAGAAGGCUGGUCCUCAGCUCACCUCACCACUCAAAGGAGACUGGAUGGGACUCUACAGACAGUUCCUGAGGUGUCCAAACUUUGACGGCUGGUUCAGGAAUCGCAGGAGAGAGAUGAUGAAGAAACUAGAGGCCCUUCACCUAGAGGCUGUCUGUGAGGAGGAUCUGCAGGUGCGUGUCCAGCAACACACUGAGGUGGAGACUGUGGACCUCGUUCUCAAACUCAAAGACAAACUGACUCAGGCAGAGAGAGAGCAGCUUCCUCUGAGGCCGGGGACGUUGACUAAACUACAAGCCCACAUCGACUCUGUCAUCCUGUCUUUACCUGAUGAUCUACAGGGAAUCCUGCACAAGCCCUCCACACCCUGACCUCUGACCCUGACUUCUGACCUCUGACCCCUGACCACUAAUCAUUGACCUAUAACCCCUGGGGGAGGAGGAAGGGAGGCCCAAGGAAGGACUGCUCCAGUCUCAUCAUUGAACUGUGGAUUUUUAAGACUUUUUUUUUUUUUUUUUAAGUGCACUUCAACCUUUAAUAUCUGUGUGACUGAGCCACCUCCAACCUCUCUCCACCUUCAUGUGCAAUGCUGGCAUUGCCCCCCCAAAAAAAUCCACUGAUUAUUAUUGAUUAUGCAACCAGUCAGAAAGCCAAUUAGUGGUUUAUUCCUCAGAGAUAUAAUGUCUGUGCUGUAGUGAAUCAUGUGUCUGUGACACAUGUCCAUAAAGGUUGGCAGAUUUUCUAAAACAGUUUAAUCUGUGUCCGGAAAACCGAACCUUUAGUCUAGACUUUUUUAAAACAGCCUUGUUUGGAUUCUAUGCUGCGCUGAUAACUUAACACUGCAGUUACAAUAAACUAUAGACAGAUUGUAAUA